AUGCGAUCGGUGAAGCUGACCAUGCUAUCUACAGCGGGGAUUAUUGUCGUGCUUGCGCUGCUGGGCAGGACCGUCCCGGCGGUCGAGGCCAACGACAGUCAGAACCUUAACCGGCUGCUCAACAAUCAGGUCAUCGUUAGCCGGCAGAUCAUGUGCGUGCUGGAGAAGAGUCCGUGCGAUCAGCUGGGCAGACAGCUGAAAGCCGCCCUGCCGGAAGUGAUACAGCGGAACUGUCGAAACUGUUCGCCACAGCAGGCCCAGAAUGCCCAGAAGCUGACUAAUUUCCUGCAGACGCGCUACCCGGAAGUGUGGGCAAUGUUGAUACGCAAAUACGGUGCCGUCUAA
Messenger RNA from Sabethes cyaneus, 345 nucleotides. RefSeq names its product putative odorant-binding protein A10. Lineage: Eukaryota; Metazoa; Arthropoda; Insecta; Diptera; Culicidae. The record is from RefSeq and is a predicted model, not a curated record. The transcript has 2 exons. The coding region runs from base 1 to 345 and encodes 114 amino acids.